CUGAAUGUGAUAACAUGUCUGUGACUGUGGAAGGAAACAAAGUUUCUGGAAGAAGGAGACGAGAGAACGGAGAAGAGAGCGAUGGUGUCACCGGGAAGAAGGACAGACCGGAACCCAGCCGGUUGGAGUCUUGUUUGGAUCAACCCAUGGAUUCAAGCAGUAUCCAUGAAGUUGUCAAGUUUACACCCUCGCAGCUACCAGCCAAACAUUAUGAUGCUGACACCACCGAGCCAGUCAGCUCUGGCCUUCAGACUCUAGAGGAGCUUCUGACAUGGAAACGAAGCGAGGCCAACCCCUUAAAUGUGGUGGUCGUCCCUCUGGCCGCUCGGGAGCCUCCCCUGGCCAGUAGUCCACGUCGGACGCUGGUGUCUCAUGACAUGAUGGGUGGCUACCUAGAUGACAGGUUUGUCCAGGGGACAAGUGUCGAAGAUCCGUACGCUUUCUACCACUGGCAGUACAUUGAUAUUUUCAACUACUUCACACACAACAUGGUGACUAUUCCUCCUGCUGUGUGGACCAGUGCUGCACAUAAACAUGGAGUCGUCGUUAUAGGGACUUUCAUCACAGAGUGGAAUGAUGGAGCCAAGGCGUGUGAAGCUUUCCUAAAAGAUGAGGAGUCAUAUCGGGCAGUAGCUGAUAAACUAGUCCAGAUUAGCCACUAUUAUGGCUUCGAUGGCUGGCUCAUUAACAUAGAGAAUACCCUCAGUGAAGUUGCGGUGAAGAACACACCUUUGUUCCUGCGCUAUCUGACGGACCAGAUGCACGAGCGAGUCUCUGGCAGCCUGGUGCUGUGGUACGAUAGCGUGCUUGAGAGCGGACAGCUACUGUGGCAGAAUGAACUCAACCAGUCCAACAGGAUGUUUUUCGAUGCCUGUGAUGGUUUCUUCACUAACUACAACUGGACAGAGCAGAACCUGGAAGGGAUGAAAGAAGACAGUGUGAUCCAAGGCCGUGAGGCUGACGUCUAUAUCGGGAUAGACGUGUUUGCCCGAGGCGAAGUGGUAGGAGGAAUGCUUGAAACCAAUAAGGCUCUUGAGAUCAUCAGGAAGCACAACUUCUCUACAGCCAUCUUCGCUCCAGGCUGGGUGUACGAGACCCUCGAUGAUAAGACUGAAUUCCGCAAGAACCAGGACAUGUUCUGGGCUCUUUUGUCAGACUACCUGUACAUCCACCGACCAGCCUCGCCUCUCCCCUUCAUCUCCUCCUUCUGCCAGGGCUUCGGGAAGGCUCUCUACUGCAGAGGAAAGCACGAGUCUGAGAGGAGCUGGUUCAACCUGGCUGCCCAGGAGAUCCAGCCCUUGUACUACCAUACAGAGCUGGAGGGCCAGGGCUGGCUGAGGAGCCGUGGCUGCCCACUGGACGCCUGGAAUGGAGGCUGCUCACUGCUGCUCGAGGGCCUCAUCCCUGCCUCUCAAACAUCUCCACUUUCUGCCAACAUCUUCUCCCUCAAUGUACCCCUGCCAUCCAAGAUCCUGGUGAGCUUCAUCCAUAAACCAUGUGCUGGGAUCAGUGUCUCCAUGGAGCUUAAGACAACAGAUAACAGUCUUUGCAUGGACAACCACAAUGUCAAAUUCACCACAGUGCAGCCUGAGGUAUUGGAUGAGGGCCACCAGCUGAUGAGCCUGUUCUCUCAGCUGUGUGGAAACUUGAACCCAGACGGUUGGACAAUCAGGUGUUUGCAGUUGGAGCUUCGUGGCUGUACACUUAGAGAAGUUGGUGUCAGCAUCCAACGGAGGGGAGACCCUCAGGACACGCCUUUUAGCUGCAGGGUGGGGGAGAUCAUGGUCCUGGAUGUAGCCUGUCUGCAGGUUCCCUCUGAGCUGGUUCUGGGUAUGUGCAUUUAUGAUGUGGUGUGGGUUCGUGGUGUUGGUACUUUGCCAGAGUCCACCUCUCCUCGCCUGCACUUCAACGCCACUCUGCGCUGGGACUACUCAAGCAGGACCGUGCGGCACUUCAGGGUGUACUGGCGCCGGUUGAGGGGACCUGAUCCCCGAAUCCCCCCAGGUCAGCUGGUUCUGUUGGGACGUGCGUAUUCUAAUCUGUUUAGGGUAACAGAGCUGGAAGUGCCGUGGUCCCCUGGCUUACUGGAACUGGUGGUGGAGCCAGUAAGCAGCAAGGGCUUUCUGGUCCCAGAGAGUCAGUGGGGAAGAAGAAGCAUCAGCUACUCAGUAGACAUCACAAAAUGACUUUACAUGAACGUUACCAGGCUGCUGUUUAGUAACCCUAUAGCAAAUUUUUCUAUAAAAAUGACUGAUGCAAACCUCAAUAUUAAGAAGUUGGAGCUCUUCAAAGUUUUCAGGCUUGCUUUAACAAAAAAUUACUCAGGCUGCCUUUGAUUUUAGUGGAGGUGCACAAGUGCAGACACCUAACAGUAAUCGUCAUCCACCAACAACAGAUUAUUGCCCAGUAUAUCUAUCGAUCUAUAUAUAUAUAUAUAUAUAUAUAUAUAAACACACAUACACUGCUAAAAAAAAUCAAGGGAGCACUAGACUGCUACAGGAUAACACCAGAUCAGGUAAACUUCAGAGAAAUCAAUCUGUCCAUUUAGUAAGCAAUGUGAUGGAAACAACCCCCAAAAAGGGAACGGCUCUAAAUGUGUAUAUAUAUAUAUAUAUAUAUACAGAUACAGAACAUGCAAAACUUUGUCCAUCUAUGUUUUUCUUUACCUUGUAAGACAACACGCCAAAGAAACAUUUCGGUUUAUUUAACCCUAACCCGUUAACAUGAUUGUAGGCAAUACUAGAACAUUUUGUUUUGCAUAAUUAUAUAGAUUUGGCUUAUUCUAUAUGCAUUAUUAUAAUUUAUACAUGUAUAUUCAAUAUGAACAAUAUUGGAUGUCAGUUAAGUAUCUUUUUCUGCAUUGUUUAUGAUAAUAAGUAUCAAAAUAACCUAAUUUGUAUUGCCCUUUCCAAGAUGUCAUGAUUACUAAGUGCUUUUAAAAAAACAUCUGUGGAGCAUGUGCGGAGCAAGAGUAAAAGCAAUCAACAUUCGGGCCUCUGUGGGCAUGUGAGGGUCUUCAGUGCUGGGGUUUUCCUGUAGCCUUCUCCAGAUCCGUUCCUCAACACAGUCUCGUCUCUGAGCUCCCUCAACCUUAUUCUUUCCUGAUUUGAUCACAGGUGGACUCCGGUCAAGAUAUAGAAACAUUUCAAAGAUGUCAUAACAAAGUGUCUGAAUGGGAUGUUAGUUGUCCUUUUUAAUAAAUUGGAAAAACUCAGCAUUUGUUUGUUGUGUGGUAGGAUUAUUCAAUUUAAAUGAUUUUGAAAUAAAGCUACAAUAUGGAAAU
Molecule: messenger RNA, 3283 nt
Organism: Limanda limanda (common dab)
Lineage: Eukaryota; Metazoa; Chordata; Actinopteri; Pleuronectiformes; Pleuronectidae
Gene: engase
Product: endo-beta-N-acetylglucosaminidase
Exons: 14
Coding region: 15-2186 (723 amino acids)
Biological process (GO): protein deglycosylation
Cellular component (GO): cytoplasm
Molecular function (GO): mannosyl-glycoprotein endo-beta-N-acetylglucosaminidase activity
Source: RefSeq, a predicted model, not a curated record